Monomorium pharaonis (pharaoh ant) is the source of this 2651-nucleotide messenger RNA. RefSeq names its product tafazzin homolog (gene Taz). The coding region runs from base 133 to 915 and encodes 260 amino acids. Gene Ontology annotation, molecular function: 1-acylglycerophosphocholine O-acyltransferase activity. Lineage: Eukaryota; Metazoa; Arthropoda; Insecta; Hymenoptera; Formicidae. Gene Ontology annotation, biological process: inner mitochondrial membrane organization; cardiolipin acyl-chain remodeling. Gene Ontology annotation, cellular component: mitochondrial membrane. The transcript has 5 exons. The record is from RefSeq and is a predicted model, not a curated record.
GAAGAUGGCUGCCGCGCGUUACGAAAGACCGGACGAUCUGGCGCGGGGAAGCCGUUUCCCGAUCGUUGAGACAAUCGCCGCGCCGUCGUCCGCUCUCCUCAGUCGUCGGGCACGGUGGUGGCCGUCGACGCGAUGGUAUACGACAUCAAGUGGAUCAUACCGAAACUACGGAAUCCGUCCCGACUAUGGAACAUCGCGAGCAGCAUAACCUUCGCGGCGGUGGGAAUUUUUUCGAAAAUCAUCAUAGAAUGGCUGAACAAAACGACGGUGUACAACAAGCGCAUUAUCGUGCGCGCCUUAGACCUCCGGCCGAAAAACGUGCCGCUCAUUACCGUGUCUAAUCAUCACAGUUGCUUCGACGAUCCGGGUAUAUGGGCGACCCUGGACUUCCGGCAUGGGUUUAACCGACAUACGAUACGAUGGUCGCUCGCCGCACACGACAUUUGUUUCACGAAUGUCUGGCAUUCCUACUUUUUUAUGCUCGGCAAGUGCAUACCCAUCAUCCGAGGUGACGGCGUGUAUCAGGAGGCCAUGGACUUCUGCAUCGAAAGGCUGGCCCUUGGCGAGUGGGUGCACGUCUUCCCCGAGGGAAAAGUCAAUAUGCUUAAAGAAGACAUGAGGUUGAAAUGGGGCGUGGGUAGAUUAAUAUUAGAAUCGCCCGUAACGCCUAUCGUAAUUCCUAUCUGUCAUCUCGGUAUGGAUGAAGUACUUCCCAACGAACCGCCGUAUAUGCUUAAAGUGGGAAAAAGAGUUACCAUGAAUUACGGUGACCCUAUAGACUUUAGCGGAUUACUAGACGAAUUGCGGGAGUCAAAAGCGAGUGAGAUGGAAGCGCGAAAAGCGAUAACUGAUCGCAUUCAGGAAGAGCUUUUAAGAUUGAAAGCAGCAACGGAAAAGCUUCACUCUAAGUUAUGACGAAGACGAUGUCUUUUCCGUCGUCCCUCCAUCUAGCCUCAAUUUGCCAAAAAUAUAAAGAGAAAUUGAUACGUCAACAAAAGUGAGAUUUGUAUGUAAACAUAAGUCCAUGCGAAAUUAGUUCUCUUUUUAAUGCGUAUAUUCGUAUUAUAAUAGUAUUUUUGACAAUAUUGAAUAUCAUAAUGUAAGCGUCAAUUAUACAAGUCAUUCUGCGAAUGACUUUUCCAUCAUUUUUUUAAUUAUUCCUCAUAACUCUCCGAGAGAUCUUGAUACGCCUACAUAAAAUGUUAUCGAACAGUUACGCACUCGCUCUUUUGCAAUUUUAUAUUCCUCUAUGAAUAUGAAGUUGUGAUUGUUUACUGAUCAAUGAAAUUUAUUUUUUAAGAGUAACAAGAGAAUAACGAUAUGUGAUAACUAAUUAAAUAUAAAAUUUUAUUUUUUGUUUUUUAAUUGUUUUGAAUAUAGACUCUUAAUAUAAGUUUUAUUUAUGUUAGCUUCAUCUUACAUAUAUUAGACCCGUAUUCAAAUAUUCGUAUAAAGAUGUUAGCUUCUUGGUUAUUCUGUCAUUGUUUUAUGUUUACGUCUAAUAAACGAUAAAAACAAUGUAAAAAUAAAAGAAUAUAGAAUAACAAAAAAGACGUGCCAACACAGUCUUAUAAUCGCGUUCUGAAUACGGGCUUUAAUCUUUAAGUUAUAGUGACGAUCAAAAUGUUUUUGAACAAAGAGUUGAUUGCAAUUUUCUUAGAGAUUCGUAGCGAAGAAAGAGUGCACACAAGCUUUCGAUACAUCUUGCUAGUAUAUUCUUUCCCGGGGAGUUACAUAUUUCUUGAAUAACAUCUAUUGUAACGUAUUGUACUGGUUUGUAUAAUAAUUUAUAAAUAUUUAUAUACAAGAGAUGUGUCUCACUUCUCGAGCGCAAAAGUGGAGUUUCUUGUGUAUAUAUAUUACAUAUUAUAUCUGUACAUAGUAUUAAUAAAUAUAACACUGUCAUUAUGAUUUUACGAUGAUUGUCAAUAAAAAUUUUGAUAGUACAAGCAAAGAUUUACGCAGUGCAACAGAGGUUUGAUAACGUAAUUAUAAAAAUCGUGCCAGUAUUUCAUCCAUUAUUUUAUUUUCAAAGAUUCCAAAGUGUCACUAUUAGUGCGAGUAUAGCUAUACUUGGCCAUUAUUGAUUAUAUGCUUCGUGCUCUUGUUACAAGCACCGUGCCAAUUAAUCGAUUUGUACUAGUUUUGUUUAGCAGACGCGUAAUAGGCAUUCACGUGAUUAAGAUAAACGAGCGUUACAACUAAUGUACAGCAUAGAAUGUUCGCUUACCACUUGCAAGUUGUAAUACUGUAAUUUUAAAAUUUGCAUAAAAACUCGUUUGUGAAAAGCAUGGAUGUAGCAUGGACAGGAAGUGAUUUUUUACUGUUCCGCUCAAUAGCUAUGAAAGAAAAAAAGACCAAUGUAUCCGUUCGCUGAUGAUGCAUGAUUUUUUUGGAUAUUUAUUGCGAUAUAUUUAAGUUACAACAGCUGUUAUUAUGACAAUCGCAUAUCUAUGUACGCUCUCGUGCGUGUGCGUAUAUACACAAUGUUGAAUACAUAUACUUUUAUACUAUACACACGGACUGCUAUCAAAAUUUUUGGAGCUAUUCGAACGUGAUAAAUUUGUAUAUAUCAUAUACUUGUUGAAUAUAUUAUUAAGUAUUAAAAUAUCGUCUUUCUCUAUCGUUUGAAAUAAAACUGUCUUGUUUGU